This is a messenger RNA of Pipistrellus nathusii (Nathusius's pipistrelle), 420 nucleotides long. Lineage: Eukaryota; Metazoa; Chordata; Mammalia; Chiroptera; Vespertilionidae. The record is from the annotation of a GenBank genome assembly.
AUGGAGGAGGAGAGGGAGGGCGCCGAGGAGCAGCAGGGACUCUUCUACCGACAGAGGCUGAAGGCUGCGGUCCACUACACCGUGGGCUGCCUGUGCGAGGAGGUGGCCUCGGACCAGGAGGUGCAGCUCAGCAAACAGACCAUCGCGGCGAUUUCGGAGGUGACCUUCCGACAGUGCGAAAGUUUUGCCAAAGACCUUGAAAUGUUUGCAAGACAUGCGAAAAGAAGCACAAUUAACACGGAAGAUGUGAAGCUCUUAGCCAGGAGGAGUAAUUCACUGCUAAAAUACAUCACAGAGAAAAGUGAAGAGAUCACUCGGACCAAUGCAGAACGAAAAACAAAGAAGAAAAAGAAAUCAGAGGAUGAAAACAAAGAUUCGUUGGAGCCAGCAGAGGCUGGCAGAGGGGGAAACGAGAAUUAA